AUGCCUACCAACGUUUCCGACAACACCCUAGUCACUGACGCCGCUCUUCCGAUCAACCCCUCCAGUGCCCCAGAAUCCCAGAUGGCUUACAAAGAACGCUGCAAGGAGCUGAAGAGAAUUAUUUACCGUAAGAAGAAGAACAUCGACGCAAAACAUCGUGACUUCGAUAAGCUCCAGGACAGGAUCGUAACCGCGGAGAAGGUCAAGCCCGUCGACUCAGCAACCACAGACAAAUUGACAAAAGAGCUAGUUGAGCUUCAUGCGAACAUCGAAGGCAUGCUCGGUAUACACAACUUCUUCGUUAAGGAGUACCAGACACUUAUCGCUGAAAAGAGUGAGAGUGUGAAGGCAAACUUAUUCAACGAGAUGGGAGCAGUGAUAAGCGAGGCUGAGGGUGUGUACUCUGAUGAUGGAGACAGCCAGGAUGAGAAUGAUCAGGCGGUGUAA
Molecule: messenger RNA, 447 nt
Organism: Alternaria arborescens
Lineage: Eukaryota; Fungi; Ascomycota; Dothideomycetes; Pleosporales; Pleosporaceae
Exons: 1
Coding region: 1-447 (148 amino acids)
Source: RefSeq, a predicted model, not a curated record